Molecule: messenger RNA, 336 nt
Organism: Prorocentrum cordatum
Lineage: Eukaryota; Dinophyceae; Prorocentrales; Prorocentraceae
Source: the annotation of a GenBank genome assembly
AUGGCCGAGGUGAACCUGGAGCUGGACGUCAUCUGCUGCAGCGCUGCGACCACCGCCUGCGAGAAAGGUGGGCAGUGGCAUCAGAAGUCCCAGCGCGUGGCGGGCCACCACCUGCUCGCGAUCGCGGUGACCGCGCUGGCGAUGCUGAAGGCGCCGCUGUCGGGCGUUUUCGAGCGGUCGGGCCUCAGCGGCGGCCUCCACGCCGAGAUUGCAGAGGAGCUGCUCAGCGUCUGUUACCUGACGCUCAUGAUCGUGUGCAUGGAGCUCCACGUGCACGGCGUGAGGGGCGACGAGCGCUGCGACGCCCGCGGCGGGCGGGGCGGCGAGCGCGGGCAG